UGGGUAGAUUGUAGCAUACUCGUCAAGGUUUGUUGUACCCUUGAGGUUUUUUGAGUAUUGCUUGCUCCAUCUCCAAUCUCUAAUCUCCAUUCUCCAUCCAUACAUAAGCAUAAUUUCCUAAGAUUAAUAAAAGAUGAUUUGAUAUUGACAGUGAAAACAAUCUCUCUCUCUCUCUCUUUCUAUCUCCCUUUCUGCAUCUCACUCAAGGUUCAAAGAGUAAAACGAAGAAAGAAAACCGAGGUAUGAGCAAAACCAGCUCAGGGACAAAACCCACGAGGGUCCUUCCCUACGACCCAAGCCUGGCGGAUCAUUACAGCCUAGGGAAGACGCUUGCAGGCCAGUUCGGAACCACAUACCUGUACCACAAGCCAACAGGGCAGCAGUACGCCUGCAAGUCAAUCAAAGCGGAAACUGUUUGCCCAGAGGACUACGAGGACGUUUGGAGAGAAAUCCAGAUAAUGCACCACCUCUCGGAGCACCCCCAUGUGGUCAGGAUCAGGGGCACCUACGAGGACCAGCUUUCUGUGCACUUGGUCAUGGAGCUCUGUGAGGGUGGUGAACUUUUUGACAGGAUUGUCAAGAAAGGUCAUUACAGUGAGAGGGAGGCUGCCAAGUUGAUCAAAACCAUUGUUGGAGUUGUUGAGACUUGCCAUUCUCUUGGGGUCAUGCACAGAGAUCUUAAGCCUGAGAACUUCUUGUUUGAUACUGUUGACGAAGAUGCUGCCCUCAAGGCCACUGAUUUUGGAUUGUCUGUUUUCUACAAGCCAGGCGAAUCUUUUUGUGAUGUUGUUGGGAGUCCAUACUAUGUUGCACCAGAGGUGUUACGGAAGCAUUAUGGACCUGAAGCAGAUGUGUGGAGUGCUGGUGUUAUUCUGUACAUAUUAUUAAGUGGGGUGCCUCCAUUUUGGGCAGAAACUGAAAUGGGGAUCUUCCGGCAGAUUUUACAAGGGAAAAUUGAUUUUGAUUCAGAACCAUGGCCUGCUAUUUCUGAAAGUGCUAAGGAUCUCAUACGAAAAAUGCUUGACCGCAAUCCAAAGAGAAGACUAACUGCUCAUCAAGUCUUAUGUCACCCAUGGAUUGUAGAUGACACAAUUGCACCUGAUAAACCUCUUGAUUCUGCAGUAUUGUCACGCCUGAAGCAGUUCUCAGCAAUGAACAAACUUAAGAAGAUGGCUUUGCGAGUUAUAGCAGAAAGGCUUUCAGAAGAAGAAAUUGGUGGUUUAAAAGAGUUAUUCAAAAUGAUAGACACUGACAGCAGUGGAACAAUAACAUUUGAAGAAUUAAAAGAUGGCUUGAAGCGAGUGGGUUCUGAACUUAUGGAAUCUGAGAUCAAAGAUCUUAUGGAUGCAGCAGAUAUUGACAACAGUGGGACAAUUGACUAUGGUGAAUUCCUUGCUGCUACAGUGCACUUGAAUAAACUGGAGAGGGAGGAGAAUCUGGUGUCAGCCUUCGCAUUUUUUGACAAAGAUGGCAGUGGAUACAUAACUAUUGAUGAGCUUCAACAAGCCUGCAAAGAGUUUGGAUUAAGCGACGUCCAUCUUGAUGAGAUGAUCAAAGAAAUUGAUCAAGAUAAUGAUGGACAAAUAGAUUAUGGGGAAUUUGCUGCGAUGAUGAGGACGGGCAAUGGAGGUAUCGGGAGGAGAACCAUGAGAAGGACAAUUAAUUUGGGCGAUGCACUAGGAGUGAUGGCUAAUGGAUCUAAGAAAAUUGAAUGACUUAAAAACCUAACUUUUUUGAGCUAUAUAUACACAUACAUAUAUAUUGCCUAUCUUCUUAUAAUGAAAGAAGUCACUGGCUACCUGUUUUUCUGUAUUAGCAGGACUUCGUUCCUUGCAACCUCAUUUUCAAGUUAUGACUUAUCAGAACUUGUGCUCUUCAAGAAGUGAAAAAUGCGAUUGAAAA
Theobroma umbraticum is the source of this 1902-nucleotide messenger RNA. RefSeq names its product calcium-dependent protein kinase SK5. The record is from RefSeq and is a predicted model, not a curated record. Gene Ontology annotation, molecular function: ATP binding; protein kinase activity; calcium ion binding. Gene Ontology annotation, biological process: protein phosphorylation. Lineage: Eukaryota; Viridiplantae; Streptophyta; Magnoliopsida; Malvales; Malvaceae.